AGAAGAAUCCUUCAUGGAACGAAUCAGCGAUUGGAGACUAACAACAAAAGCCCCUUGAGUAGAGAUCAAUUCCUCUCAUGGAAACGUCAGAAGGAUGCUGAUGCCUCUUCCAGACAAGCAGAGGCUGCAAGGAAGCGAACAGAGGAUAUAGCUGCAGGGGUAGUGCAGAUGAAUGGUCGAGAGCUUUUCUUGCAUGAGCCUUGGGUGUUCGACAAUUCCCAGUAUUGAGGUUCUUUUAUAUGUAUUUCCAUUGAUUUAAUUUGCAUUUGAAUGUUUAAUGAUGUUUCUGAUAUUGUGUAAUUAGUUGUCAAACAAAUCAGAACUCCUUAUUUAUUAUGUUUUUCAGUACUUUUCACUA
Messenger RNA from Impatiens glandulifera, 358 nucleotides. Its product is annotated as zinc finger CCCH domain-containing protein 15 homolog. The record is from RefSeq and is a predicted model, not a curated record. Lineage: Eukaryota; Viridiplantae; Streptophyta; Magnoliopsida; Ericales; Balsaminaceae.